Messenger RNA from Exophiala mesophila, 1525 nucleotides. RefSeq lists its product as uncharacterized. The record is from RefSeq and is a predicted model, not a curated record. The transcript has a single exon. Bases 442 to 1425 code for a protein of 327 amino acids. NCBI's taxonomy places the organism in Eukaryota, Fungi, Ascomycota, Eurotiomycetes, Chaetothyriales, Herpotrichiellaceae.
CCUAACUCGAGGUUCGCAUAUUCAUCAAUUUAUAACCCUGACACACACCAAGCCACUCCACUCUCAAUUUCUACCAAUGCCUUUUGUUGUGGUGGCAUUUUUCUCGCCGACGGAACCCUGCUCACCGUCGGAGGUAAUGCACCAUUACUGUGGUUGGACCCCACUGUGCAAGACGGGUUUGACGCCAUUCGGUACCUCAAAUAUGAUCGUGGAAGCGUUUCUUGGAAAGAGCCUGGGAAUAAGUUAGCUUCCAACCGAUGGUAUGCUUCAGCACAAAUUCUCGCAGAUGGAAGCAUUUUCGUGGCAGCCGGGAGUUUGAAUGGACUGGAUUUGAUGAACCACAGCAACAACAAUCCGACCUACGAGGUUCUAGAUGUCAAUGGAAUCGGCAAUGGUCAAAGUAUUCCCAUGGAAUUGUUGGUGAAGAAUCAGCCUUACUAGAUGUACCCUUUCCUUCAUCUGCUCCCCGAUGGUUCGUUGUUUAUCUUUACCGAUCGAUCCUCGCAGUUGUUCGACGUUACUACCAAUCACACCAUCAAAGUGAUGCCUGACCUUGAUGGGAUGCAUCGAACCUAUCCCAACACAGGGGGUAGCGUGAUGCUCCCUCUCCACAAAGCCAGCAACUACUCGGCAGAGAUCAUGAUCUGCGGUGGAGGCCAUCACCAAGGCCUCGAUAGCCCCUGCGAUGCCAGCUGCGGGAGAAUCACUCCUCUGAGCUCUGACCCACACUGGACCUACUCAACCAUGCCCCAACCUCGAGUUAUGGUGGAGGCUGUCUUGCUACUUGAUGGCACAGUCUUGUGGAUCAAUGGUGCUCAAGUUGGCGCUCAAGGCUUUGGAAUCGCCGACUUGCCAGCUGUCGAGGCAUUGAUAUACCAUCCGAACGCCGAUAAAUGGGAAAUCUCCGGCGAGACCAAGAUUGCACGAUUGUAUCACUCGGUUGCAGUACCCCUCUUGGACGGGACCAUCUUGAUUGCAGGCAGCAAUCCCAAUGAGAUGCCUGUGCUGGAAAAGGACUGCAACCAAACCAGUCAGUAUACCAAAUUCCCUACGGAAUUCCGGACAGAGAUAUGGACGCCGCCUUAUCUGAGAGGGGACAAGAUGAACGUGCGGCCACGAAAUAUCCAACUAUCGGACAAAGUGCUCCACCAAAAGACGGUCUUGCAGGUGGAAUUUGCGUUGGACAAGAUGCCCGAGUCUGUGGAGAUCAUUUUAUAUACAGGAGGCUUCGUGACACAUUCUGUUCACAUGGGCCACGUCAUGGUAUAUCUGGAGGAAAAGGACUGGGCAAGUCAGGGAAAAAACCAAUACCUCGUCACGGCACUGAUGCCAAAUGAUGUCAAACUAGCACCAGGACCUUAUGUCGUCUACCUCGUCGCCGACGGGGUCCCUGGCCACGGUCAAUUUGUUUCCUUGCAAGUUUGAAAGCCGCAACGAGGGGUUGUACUUUAUGGUUCCAAGACUGCCAACUGUCAGCCGUCUACAUAUAGAACUAUAGAUGUCAUGACAAUCGAAUAGACUCCCA